AUGUCACAACCUCACAUCGGCAUCAUCGGCGCAGGCCUCUCAGGCCUUCGUUGCGCCGAUAUCCUCCUCCAAAACGGAGCCCGAGUAACGAUCCUAGAAGCAAGAGAGCGCAUUGGCGGACGAGUGCACCAAUCAUCGGUUGGUUCCCAUGUGGUUGACCUAGGUCCAAAUUGGAUCCAUGGCGCCGGGGAGAACCCCAUUAUGGAUAUCGCUAAGGCGACGGGAACUAUUGUGCAUGAUCCCGAGGGUGGAAAUAUCAAGUUUUCUCGUGAGGGGCAGUUGAUUGAUGAGACUGUUACUAGUAAAGUUGAGGGCUUUGUCUGGACUACCAUCUCUGAGGCCUUUGAAUAUAGUAAUCGGCAUGGUGAUAGUAUCCCCGCUGAGAAGAGUCUAUUUGACUUUUUCGGCGAAAGAGUUGGGCAAUCUGAUCUCUCAGAUACAGAGAAGGAACUUGCCCUUGAUGCGUCCAAGCUCUGGGGUGCAUAUGUCGGUGAACCGAUUGAACGCCAGAGUCUGCGAUUCUUCCGCUUGGAGGAAUGUGUUGAUGGGAGCAACUUCGUCGUGGCGUCAACAUACAGACGAAUCCUAGAGCACGUCUCAAAGAACGCAAAAGCAAACGCCAACAUCCAUCUCAACUCGCCAGUCAUAAACAUCAACGCACCCGAACGCGAUGAUAAAUCCCCAACGCGGCACCGAGUAACAGUGACCACAACCACGAACAAAAUCUACACCUUCGAUGAGGUAGUCGUGACCUGCCCCCUAGGCUGGCUAAAACAAAACACAACAGCCUUCACCCCAGGGCUCCCACCCCGCCUCCUAGAAGCAAUCAACAACAUCUCCUACGGAAGACUCGAAAAAGUCUACAUCACAUUCCCGCAAGCAUGGUGGCACAACAACACCGAGAAAAGUACAGUCUUCGCCCAGUUUCUUGAACCAUCUUACACGCCGCACCACGAGACCGCAGAGUGGAACCAAGAAUGCCUGAGUAUGGCAUCUCUCCCGUCUUCUACAGCGCAUCCAACGCUUUUGUUUUACACCUACGGUGAAAGUGGUGCAGAAAUCAUCAACUCCAUUGCCCACCUGGCGCCGUCAUCGCCAGAGUACACGGACACACUGAUCAAAACAUUGGAACCAUUCUACUCCCGACUCCCGGGAUACGAUCCCACAUUGGCGGAUUGUAUACCAUCCGCUUUGCUCGCGACGCAGUGGCAGAAGGAUGAGUAUGCGGGUCAUGGGUCGUAUUGUAACUUCCAAAUUGGGGUUGCGGCGGCGGAUCAGGAUAUUGAGUGUUUGAGAAAUGGGGUUGGGAGUGGAAGUGCAAGGGGCUUGUGGUUUGCUGGCGAGCAUACUGCGCCCUUUGUUGCGCUUGGGACUACUACUGGGGCUUAUUGGAGUGGGGAGAGGAUUGCUAGGGAGAUUUGUGAGGCGAGGGGAUUGCAGGUUGUGGGUGCAAUUGGUGGUGUUGGGGAUGAGCAGCCUUCUGGGGGUUGUAAAUAA
Molecule: messenger RNA, 1497 nt
Organism: Penicillium antarcticum
Lineage: Eukaryota; Fungi; Ascomycota; Eurotiomycetes; Eurotiales; Aspergillaceae
Product: flavin monoamine oxidase family protein
Exons: 4
Coding region: 1-1497 (498 amino acids)
Molecular function (GO): oxidoreductase activity
Source: RefSeq, a predicted model, not a curated record